Messenger RNA from Benincasa hispida (wax gourd), 748 nucleotides. RefSeq lists its product as uncharacterized. NCBI's taxonomy places the organism in Eukaryota, Viridiplantae, Streptophyta, Magnoliopsida, Cucurbitales, Cucurbitaceae. The record is from RefSeq and is a predicted model, not a curated record.
CAGAAGCAUACCAUACACACCCUGGGUUGGAACCUAAGGUUGUACAGAAAACUGAACGAUUUUCCUCCGAGAUCUUUCCAUCACAUCUUAAUUUCAUCAAUUUCCAGCCUCCGUCGCCGAACGCCGGUCCACGGGAGGGCUCUUUCUUCAUUCAUCAUCAUCUUCUUCUUUUACGCCAUUUCGUCACAGACUUCGAGGAUAUGUAGUCAUGUUGGUUUCUUUUGUCCCACUCCAAAUCAAAGCGUAACAUUUUUCGUCCUCUUCAUGCCACCCAAGGUUGUGAUGCUGUGAAAACUUGGAAGGGAGCGAUGGCAGCAGCAUCUUUUAGGUGGAUACUUCAAUUACACAAGGAUGUCCCUAAAGCGGCAAGAUUCUACUCCGAAGGUUUGGACUUCACUGUUAAUGUCUGCACUCUUCGUUGGGCGGAGCUUCAGUCCGGGCCUCUCAAACUCGCUCUCAUGCAAUCCAAUGACCAUAUUGUGCAGCAGAAGGGUUAUUCUUCGCUGCUGUCAUUCACAGUGACAGAUAUUAACAGCACAGUGACCAAAUUAAUGGCAAUGGGAGCUGAACUAGAUGGUUCCAUUAAGUAUGAAAUACACGGAAAGGUUGCGUCCGUGCGAUGUAUUGAUGGCCAUAUGUUGGGCCUUUAUGAACCGGCAUAAGAGCUCGGAAUUUAACUUUCUUCAAUACUGGCAACAUAUGAUGGCCUUCAUUUUGGCCACUGGCAACAGUAUGCUUAUGGUUUCUU